AUGGCAGGAGCUGCGAGUAUCCAUUAUCUUGGUCGUGCGUUGACCAAAAUCGCCUCCGGAGCUUUCAAAGGUUCUUCCUCUUCGGUAGCCAGACCUCCAUCGAAUCUCCGAACCAUCGCCAUCCCGCCGCCACCCGACAAACAUGUUAUGUUGAAAGUGAGUUUUUCUGAAGUUUUUCAAAAUAAAUUCACUGAAUGUUGUUUCGUGUUCUUGACUUCACUUAUCAGAAACUACAAAAAAUGCAUUCAAGCCAGGCCGUGAAGACGAGGACAACAUCUGAAAAAUUUUUUUUCAGAGUUUUCUCAGAUUUUCUACAGCAACUUCAAUUUUCGGAAUCAAAUAGCUUUAUUCAAUUUUUGAGAUUUGAUGUCUUCUUUCGGCCAUUUUAUAUUGAUUUAAUCGAGCAAAUUCGAGGAACUAUAUAAGGAAAUUACAUAAAAGUAGUUAUUUUGGAAGCAGAACGAUACAAGUUUCAAAAAAAUUCAAUUGAACAUAAUAUCUUGAUCAAUUUUAUUCUAUAAAUGAAGUAACUCAAGAUAUUUUGAACUCAUUUCCAAUACCUCAUUAUUAAUAUUAUACAGAGUUUUUGAAUCAAAACAGAACUCAAAGUACGUUUUUUUCGAACAAUGGAAAAAAAGCAAAAAAAGCAGAUUUAUUAUGAAGAAGAAAAAUUGAAUCAUAAUAUGCAAAAAAACGGAAAGUGAAAGACUACCUUGGCAUUAAGGAGCUAUUCAUUUCUUGGGAAGUGGGGCUUGACGUGCGCAGAUGAAUAGGUCUCAAUAAGGGGAAAAAAACAUGGGAUUUACGGAACAUUUAAGUUUUUUUUAAAGGUUUGAGACAUUUUUUUUCUGUUUAAUAAAAACGGAAAUUUCUUCAAGGAAGUAAAAUCAGGUCAAUGGUAACUAAUUACUUUGUGUCCUAGUUAUCAAAUGAAGAUUGAUUAGUUCUGAAAUAAAAUAAAGUUUCAAAAAAAGGUGGAAAAAAAGAAUGAGGCAAUUUGUUCAUCAAGAACAGAUAAUAAGGAAGUUUUGAAGUUUUUUUGAGUUAUUGAAAGUUCAGAAAAAAUGUAAGCAUUUAAAAAAAUAAAAAAAUGGAACUCGCAAAAAUGUUUUAGGUUCUCUGACGCAAAAACGUUUGGCAUUUUUUUAAACGCCAGAACUCAAAUACAAGCCAAAAGUUGAAACAUUUGUUUGAUAUUAUAAACCAGGGAGCUCUAAAAACCUACAUAUCUACGAAUUCUUGAUCAUUCAACAUAAAGAUCUUACUUUUUAACCCUUCAUUUUUGAGCGAUAUUUAAAGAAGAAUCAAAAAAUAGAAAACAUGAAGCUUAUACCGAGAAUUUUACUUUGUAGAAUUUGCAUUUUUCAGCUCGUAAAAUAGAUGCGAAAUUUGUCUUUUCUUUCCAAAACACUCUUCGAGAUUAUCUUUUAAAGUUUUCUACAGUUCAAAUACAUUUUUCCAGUUGAUAUUCGUGUCGGCAACGUCUCUCUACAUCGGAGGUCUCAUAGCCCACACCGGCGCUUCUUUCCUUGAAGACUACGAAAUCUUCGUUCCGGCUGAAGACGACGACGACGAUUGA
Molecule: messenger RNA, 1579 nt
Organism: Caenorhabditis auriculariae
Lineage: Eukaryota; Metazoa; Nematoda; Chromadorea; Rhabditida; Rhabditidae
Source: the annotation of a GenBank genome assembly